CUUAAUGUUGCUGCGCUGGGAAAAUUUUGCGAUAUCAUAAUCGCAGUUUGUGUUUGAAUCUCUCCUGGCAGUGAAAAUUGUGAAUCUCAGCACCUUUUUGUGCCCUCUAGGAUGUUAGGAAAAUGGUGUAGCAAUUGUAAUUGUGUGUUCUAGUCGGUGCUGCCGGACGCCGGAUUCAUGGGUGAUACGCAAAACCAUGUCCAUCAUCAGGAUGCAAUGACUUCGAAUAGUAGCAGUAGCAGCAGCAAUCAACAGAAUAAUAAUCUCUCCGUAGUUAGCAGGGACCCUUCCAGCAGCACCACUUCCACUUCCGAUAGUUCGUCGUCUGCCGCUGCUGCGGGUGCUAGCAUCUCGAAUACCACCACCGCUAGCGCUGCCACUCCUAGCACCCCCAGCACCAUCGAGCCUCCUACCCUCUGCGUCCGAAGUAGCUCCGCCACGUCCAACAUCACUGAUAAGUCCGAUAACGAUAAUGUUGACACUGGCAGCAAGUCGAGCGAUAGUGGUAAUUUGGCUACCGUGGUAGACGGUGGUGGCAAGCCGGAGAAGGGAAUCGACAAAAACAAAUCGCAGAAGAAUUUGACCGAACGGGCCAAGAAAACGCCAUGGUAUAAUGCGAUCUAUCCUUCGUACAAAUCGCGGACGGAAGAUUUCAAGAAACUGUUCAAAGAAGUGUCCGACGACGAGCGGUUGAUUGUGGACUAUUCGUGUGCUAUUCAGAAGGAUAUCUUGGUGCACGGUCGGUUGUACGUUACGCAAAACUAUCUGUGCUUUCAUGCGAACAUAAUUGUCUGGGAGACGAGGCUCUCGAUCCGAUGGAAGGACGUUACGUCAAUUACUAAGGAGAAGACGGCGCGAGUGAUACCGAAUGCGAUAUCGGUCUGUACGGACAACGAGAAGCAUUUUCUCACCUCAUUUACUUCGCGCGACAAGACCUAUCUUAUGCUGUUUCGUGUAUGGCAAAAUGCGUUGAUGGAAAAACCUAUUAACCCUCAAGAACUCUGGCAGUGGGUUCAUACGUGUUACGGUGACCAGCUCGGACUGACGAGCGACGACGAAGACUACAUCGAUCCGUACGAUAAGAAUACGGAAAAGGAUACCAUCGACAAGCUAUCUUUGGAGGAUCUUACCAAAGACAUCACCGAAGAACUAUCGGACGAACCGACGACCAUCAUCAUGGUGGUAAAGGAGACGAAACCGAAGAAGACGGUCCACGCGAAGGCCGCUUUCAAUCCGGAGAGCAAUCUGUCCACCCCAUCAGAGUUGCUCCCCACGGAUAUGUCCGAUUCGACGGAAUCCGAGAAGGAGGAGGAAUUCUUCGCUGGAGUCGAAUGCAACUCACUACAUUCCGGACGGCAGUUGGUGCAUACUAUUCUUCCGAUCAACGUGGACAUUCUAUUUGAACUGCUUUUCUCUAAAUCUAAAUUUCUAACUGAAUUUCAUAACUCUCGUAAAACGACCGACAUGAUUCACGGCGAGUGGAAGGUCAACAGCGAUGGAUUGAAGGAGAGAGUCGUCUGUUUGACCAUCGCCAUAACUCAGACCAUUGGGCCGCGCAGCGCCCAGGUGACGGAAACGCAGCUCAUGCGGGACUGCAGCAAACCGGGUCAGUUGUAUUCCAUCGACGUGAACGCUGUUCAGGGAGGCAUUCCAUACGCAGAUAGUUUCUAUGUCACCCAGCACUAUUGCAUGUCCCGGACCAAGGACGACCACACGGUUCUCUCCGUUCACGCUCAAAUUCACUACAAAAAGAACAUAUUCGGCUUUGUGCGAGGAUUCAUCGAGAAGAACACCUGGGUUGGGCUGGAGGAUUUCUAUAACGCACUGCUCCGGAGCCUUCAGAGCGAAUACUGCAUUCCGCCGGCCAAGAGCAAAAGUCGCCGAUCUCGUAAGCCCGCGCUCUCUUACCAACAUCACGCCAAAGCCCUGGAGGAACCGUCGGUCUUACGGAGCAUCCCACAGCUCCCGGCGGCGGCAACCAGCGCCGCCUCCAAACCACCCGCCCCCCAAACGUUCUUCUCGUGGUUUAUUGUGAUUUUGUUAGUGAUUUUACUAUCGAUAAAUGUUGCACUCUAUGUUAAGCUUUGGAAUCUGGAGGGCGAAAACGAAAACCUCUUCAAGAAUGACGCCGCCUUGGCCGCCGAUGGUGUCGCUUUUGAUCAUAAAAUUUUGAAAAAUCCCCCCCAGACGCACGCCGAUUGGCUCGCUUUGCUGCACGAACAGGAAACCAAGCACGCCAAGGAAAUGAUAAAAUGGCAGCAGGUGCUGCACACGGUGACGGAUCUCCUUAGGAAGGUUAGCAGUAUUUGUGAGAAUAUUCCGACUAAUGUUACUACAUCUGCCGAUCUACCGCAGCAGGAAGCUUUCGGCAUGGAUGAAUUGUAGACUAGGCGGUUGUAGUUGUGAAGGUAAUAAAGUUUAGAUUUGACUAGAUGCUAUAUUCAGAGUAGGGAAAUUAA
Molecule: messenger RNA, 2459 nt
Organism: Ochlerotatus camptorhynchus
Lineage: Eukaryota; Metazoa; Arthropoda; Insecta; Diptera; Culicidae
Product: protein Aster-B-like
Exons: 1
Coding region: 178-2385 (735 amino acids)
Biological process (GO): intracellular sterol transport
Cellular component (GO): endoplasmic reticulum membrane; endoplasmic reticulum-plasma membrane contact site; plasma membrane
Molecular function (GO): sterol transfer activity; sterol binding
Source: RefSeq, a predicted model, not a curated record